Phoenix dactylifera (date palm) is the source of this 3128-nucleotide messenger RNA. RefSeq names its product ribonucleoside-diphosphate reductase large subunit-like. The record is from RefSeq and is a predicted model, not a curated record. NCBI's taxonomy places the organism in Eukaryota, Viridiplantae, Streptophyta, Magnoliopsida, Arecales, Arecaceae. Gene Ontology annotation, molecular function: ATP binding; ribonucleoside-diphosphate reductase activity, thioredoxin disulfide as acceptor. Gene Ontology annotation, cellular component: ribonucleoside-diphosphate reductase complex. Gene Ontology annotation, biological process: deoxyribonucleotide biosynthetic process.
CGUAUACGUAAUUUUUUAUUUAAUAUUUUUCUCCUCCGUCGAGCGCACGUUACUUACAAAUGGAGGGAGGAUUCUCAAACGCGCCUGGGCGCCAAAAUUUCAGAAGCUUCUCCCAGAAGAAGCCCGCGGUCCGCCAAACCAGACCCUAAUUUUAAAUCUUCCCGUCAACUCCAUUUAAACCCCCCUUCUAUUCUACGCUCUCCCCUCCCGAUACCAUCGCUUGCUCUCCCCUAUUUCCUUAUCGUCUAUCUGUUCGACGGAAUUCCUCACCGAGGAGAAAGCCUAAUCCAAAACCCCUCCAAGUCUUCUAUAGCCGGAGGAUUCGAGAUGUAUGUGGUGAAGAGGGACGGGCGGCGGGAGGCCGUCCACUUCGACAAGAUCACAGCGAGGCUUAAGAAGCUGAGCUACGGCCUGAGCCCGGAGCACUGCGAUCCCGUGCUUGUGGCCCAGAAGGUAUGCGCCGGGGUCUACAAGGGCGUCACCACCAGCCAACUUGACGAGCUCGCCGCCGAGACCGCUGCCGCCAUGACUGCUAGCCACCCCGACUACGCCUCGCUUGCCGCUAGGAUUGCAGUCUCGAAUCUUCACAAGAACACGAAGAAGUCGUUCUCAGAGACGGUCAAGAUGAUGUACAAUCACAUCAAUGAGAGAUCUGGGCAGGAGGCCUCUUUGAUUGCUGAUGAUGUUUAUGAGAUCAUCAUGAAGAAUGCUGCUCGUUUGGACAGUGAGAUAAUUUAUGACCGAGAUUUCGAUUAUGACUACUUUGGAUUUAAAACUCUCGAGAGGUCCUAUCUCUUAAAAGUUUCUGGAAAAGUAGUAGAAAGGCCGCAGCACAUGCUGAUGAGAGUUGCUGUUGGAAUCCACAAGGAUGAUAUUGACUCUGCAAUCAGAACAUAUCAUUUGAUGUCUCAGCGGUGGUUCACUCAUGCAUCACCUACCUUGUUUAAUUCAGGGACUCCUAGGCCUCAAUUAAGCAGCUGCUUCUUGGUUUGCAUGAAAGAUGAUAGCAUUGAGGGAAUAUAUGAUACUUUAAAGGAAUGUGCUGUUAUAAGCAAAUCUGCUGGAGGAAUUGGCAUAUCUGCUCACAAUAUUCGUGCAACUGGUAGUUAUAUCCGUGGGACAAAUGGGACAUCUAAUGGCAUUGUUCCAAUGUUGAGGGUUUUUAAUGAUACUGCUCGUUAUGUUGAUCAAGGGGGUGGCAAGAGAAAAGGUGCAUUUGCGGUGUAUUUGGAGCCUUGGCAUGCUGAUAUUUUUGAAUUCCUUGAUCUUAGAAAGAAUCAUGGAAAGGAAGAGCACAGAGCUCGAGAUCUGUUUUAUGCCCUCUGGAUUCCUGAUUUGUUCAUGAAAAGGGUCCAAAGUAAUGGACAAUGGUCCUUAUUUUGCCCUAAUGAAGCUCCAGGAUUGGCUGAUUGUUGGGGUGAUGAAUUUGAAAAGCUGUACGCAAAGUACGAGAGUGAGGGCAAGGCCAAGAAGGUUGUUGCAGCACAGAACCUCUGGUUUGAAGUCCUGAAGUCCCAGAUAGAAACUGGGACACCAUACAUGCUUUUCAAGGACACAUGUAAUAGAAAAAGUAAUCAACAGAAUUUGGGUACCAUCAAGUCUUCAAACUUAUGCACCGAGAUUAUUGAGUUCACAAGUCCUACUGAAACUGCAGUGUGCAAUCUGGCAUCCAUUGCUCUACCUCGUUUUGUUAGGGAGAAGGGGGUUUCUAUAGAGUCGCAUCCAUCAAAACUUGUUGGCAGCAGUGGAUCAAGGAAUAGAUAUUUUGACUUUGACAAGCUUACUGAGGUUACUGCAAUAGUUACAGCCAAUCUGGACAAAAUAAUUGAUAUUAACUAUUACCCAGUUGAAUCUGCACGGAUAUCAAAUCUACGACAUAGGCCAAUAGGCAUAGGGGUUCAGGGUUUGGCAGAUACGUUCAUCUUACUUGGAAUGCCUUUUGAUUCACCUGAGGCUCAGCAGCUGAACAAGGACAUAUUUGAGACAAUAUAUUACCAUGCUUUGAAAGCUUCUUCAGAGCUUGCUGCAAAAGAAGGCCCUUACGAAACUUAUCAAGGAAGUCCAAUGAACAAGGGAAUUCUUCAACCUGACAUGUGGAAUGUUACUCCAUCUGACCGAUGGGAUUGGCCUAUGCUAAGAGACAUGAUUUCCAAGAAUGGAGUGAGAAACUCCCUUCUUGUUGCUCCUAUGCCCACUGCUUCAACUAGCCAAAUUCUUGGCAACAAUGAGUGUUUUGAGCCAUACACAUCCAACAUCUACAGUCGAAGAGUUCUAAGUGGAGAAUUUGUUGUAGUGAACAAACAUCUCCUGCAUGACUUGACUGAAAUGGGUCUGUGGUCACCUGCCCUUAAAAACAAAAUAAUUUAUGAGGAUGGCUCAGUCCUCAGGAUUCCAGAAAUUCCAGAUCAUCUGAAGGCAAUUUACAAAACUGUGUGGGAGAUCAAGCAAAGAACACUAGUUGACAUGGCCCUUGAUCGUGGAUGCUACAUUGAUCAGAGCCAGAGCCUGAAUAUCCACAUGGAUCAACCCAACUUUGGGAAACUGACUUCCUUACAUUUCUAUGCUUGGUCAAAGGGUCUAAAAACUGGGAUGUAUUAUUUGCGUACACGGGCUGCUGCUGAUGCGAUCAAGUUCACUGUGGAUACCUCCAUGCUCAAGAAACCCAAGCCAGUGGAUGAUGAUCUAGAAGACAAAAUGGCACAGGUUGUUUGCUCCUUGGAUAAUAGAGAAGAGUGCAUGGCAUGUGGAAGUUGAAACUCUUGUUGUUCAAGUACUAAGAUAAUUUUCUUUCAGUGUGAUUGCAUCCGCUGCAUGCUCCCUUGUAAAAAGUUAUGGUGUCCAUUGUUUAUCAUUGGCCUCUUGUGGUGUCUUCCUGCCUUUUCUUUAAUGAAGAACCAUGAAAUGUUUAAGAGAUGGUGUAGCAUAUCCCCUGCACUGCUGCCUCAGCUUAUGUGGUGCCGUGAUGCCAAAUCUACUUGCAUAUGGUAUCAUAAUUGUAUUUCUAGCUCUGUAUAAAUAUGGUGAGGAUUUACAUAGAAAUCUCUUCUUUUUUUUUUUGUCAUUUUAUCAUUGACUAUCUUGCAUAUUUGGAUCAGACAAUUCAAAUGCAAUAUAUAUGUUAAAAAUUC